This is a messenger RNA of Ahaetulla prasina, 1749 nucleotides long. Its product is annotated as vomeronasal type-2 receptor 26-like. The transcript has 6 exons. Gene Ontology annotation, cellular component: membrane. Gene Ontology annotation, molecular function: G protein-coupled receptor activity. Bases 1 to 1749 code for a protein of 582 amino acids. NCBI's taxonomy places the organism in Eukaryota, Metazoa, Chordata, Lepidosauria, Squamata, Colubridae. The record is from RefSeq and is a predicted model, not a curated record. Gene Ontology annotation, biological process: G protein-coupled receptor signaling pathway.
AUGGUUUUCGCCGUUCAAAUGGUUAACGAGAAUCCCCAGCUCCUACCAAAUCUCACUCUUGGCUACAACAUGCAUGACAACUAUGUCAGCACCCUUGCUACUUCAGAAGCCUUGCUGGACAUCCUCUCUACUGGGCAAGCCAAUGUUCCCAACUACAGCUGUGGGAGGAAGGAAAACCUUUUGGCUCUUGUUGAUGCAGCUAAGAGGGAAACCUCCAUUCAGAUGUCAACAUUAGUAGGUACCUACAAAGUCCCACAGUUAACAUUUGAAGGUGUGCCAGGACCAAUUGAAGGGAAAGUCUGGAUCGUGGAAAGCAUCGAGUAUUUGGUAUUGGGACGGGAGAAUCUUGACGAAUAUGUCCAUAGUAUUUGGAGCUUUGCUUUUCAGGAAAAAACAAGGCCAGAAGAUUCUGAACCCAGCCAAUUUGUGAAACUGAAAUUUGCGGAUCGAUCCAGGAGGAGAAGUAAAAAGGGCCAAGAGAGGUUGGAGGCCUCAAGACUGCAGCCUUGGCAGUUCCAUCCAUUUCUGGAGAAGAAUGAAUUUUGCAACAUUUCCCAUCGGAAAUUGUACUUGGACCGAAAGGGAGAUGUAACAGCAGAUCUGAAUGUCAUAACCUGGGUGUUUAUUCCCGGGUUGGACCCCAUUGACGAAGAACUGGGGAAUUUUGAAAGGCAGAGAUUUACAGUCAAUAAAGAUACUCUGUCAUUGCUAAACUUUUUCAACAAGUCGCUGCCUCAGUCCAAAUGUGUGGAAAAUUGUCACCCUGGAUUUGUCAAACAGGCUCAAGAAGGAGAGCCAGUUUGCUGCUACAACUGCGUUCCUUGUCCAGAGGGGACCAUCUCCACUCAGGAAGAUACAGAAAAAUGCACCAAAUGUCCACUUGAUCAAUAUCCGAAUGAGGACCGAGUCCAAUGUAUCCCCAAAAUAACAACCUUCCUGUCUUAUGAAGAAAGUCUGGGCAUCAUCCUUGUAUCUUUUUCCCUAUUCUUGUUCUUAACCACAACCUUUAUUUUAAUUAUAUUCAUUAAAUACCGAGAAACUCCCGUUGUCAAAGCCAACAACCGAGACCUCUCCUAUACCCUCCUGGUCUCCCUCCUGCUUUGCUUCUUGUCUCCUUUUCUUUUCAUUGGUCAACCAGGGAAAGCUACCUGCCUUCUCCAGCAAGCAGUGUUCAGCAUCGUCUUCUCAGUUGCCAUUUCUUCUCUCUUGGCCAAAACAAUCACAGUGGUGCUGGCUUUCUUGGCCAAAAAGCCAGGAAAUCAAGUGAAGAGAUGGUUGGGGAAGAGCUUGGCCAACUCCAUCAUCCUUUCAUGUUCUGCUGUCCAAAUUAUUAUCUGCUCCAUCUGGCUGGGAGUUUCUCCCCCUUUCCCUGACUCUGACCUCCACUCCCAACCCAGAGAGAUCAUCCUGAAAUGCAACGAAGGCUCUGUUAUCAUGUUCUACAUCACCCUCAGCUACAUGGGCUUCCUGGCUGCCAUCUGCUUCACGGUGGCCUUUCUGGCCAGAAAUCUCCCUGGGGCCUUCAAUGAAGCCAAACUGAUCACCUUCAGCAUGCUGGUCUUCUGCAGUGUCUGGGUGACUUUUGUGCCCACCUAUCUGAGCACCAAAGGGAAAUACAUGGUAGCCGUGCAGGUCUUCUCCAUCUUGUCCUCCAGUGCUGGUCUGCUGGUCUGCAUCUUCAUCCCCAAGUGCUACAUUAUCAUUCUGAGGCCAAAGCUGAAUACAAAGGAGCAAAUAUAUGUGAGAUAG